Messenger RNA from Acromyrmex echinatior (Panamanian leafcutter ant), 4911 nucleotides. It is a transcript of the gene scny, whose product is annotated as ubiquitin specific peptidase 36. Gene Ontology annotation, biological process: protein deubiquitination; regulation of apoptotic process. Gene Ontology annotation, molecular function: cysteine-type deubiquitinase activity. The record is from RefSeq and is a predicted model, not a curated record. Gene Ontology annotation, cellular component: nucleus; cytosol. Lineage: Eukaryota; Metazoa; Arthropoda; Insecta; Hymenoptera; Formicidae.
CUUGUCCGUUAGCCAUCGUAAAGCCGGCCGGAACCAUCUUGCGCGACGUCUGAUUUUCCCGCGUGCUAACGAAGCGCUCGCAGGAAGCCGUCCCGCGAAGAUAGCAACGAAUGCAAAUGGCUGUCAUAGUAAUGUAUCCGUACUUGUCUGUCGUUCCCGCGUGUCUGACGCUCGAGUGUACCGCGAAAUUGUCGUGCGCGAUCGAUAUGUGAUGACCGGCGUCGGUCGUCGGAUAUCAAGUUGGUGUUGCUUGCGCGCGGUGGUGUGAACGUGUCUUCUUACAUUGGACAUUAAUUUGUUACGUACGCGUGCACGCGGGAAAUUGCUCGUGACGGGUGAGAAAACGAGAGAGAGAGAGAGAGAGAGAAAGAAAUACGCGCGCGCGCGCUCGUGGUGUGCACAUGUGUGUGUGCAUUACCUCCGACAUCGGCGAGCAAUUCCUCUCCGGUAGUCGUGUCGAGACCGAGUUAGAGCUCGAACUCACGACACCGCACGAUAUUGCGUAUGGUAAGCCGAUAGCCGCGCGAUUCCGUGUGCAAGAAACCAAAGUCCGAAGGAGCUCCACGCCAGAUGGUCGUCGUGCUCAUUUUGGAAAUAUACCGCCUAGGGAUCGCUCUACAUCUACAAGCAGGUAUACUGCUUCACAAAGACUAACGGAAGGAAUUUUGAACUGUGAGAAAGAUGCCUGCAGUCAGCGUCUGCGAUCCUAUUGUAGCUAGGCUUCACUGCGCUCUGAAUAACAGUCCGUCUAAGAGCACAGAUGAUCUGUCGAUCGAGCUAGUGAGCAAUGCCUCACGGAUCAUACAAACAGAAAUUCGUUAUGAGGAAUUGAAGAAUUUCCAAGUGACAAGUCAGGUGCAAGCUAAUUGUAACAUCUUCCUCAACUUGUCUCCUGAAAAUUUAGAGGGAAGCAAAGGGAAAGAUGGCGCAAUCUAUAAGAAGAAUGAUACGAACAAAGGGCCGAUUCUACCAGAACCAAGUGUCACUCUGUAUUCUCCCAAAAAAAUUCAUCUUGGAUGGAAAGGCACGUGUCCAGUCGGAGCUGGCAUGUACAACGUUGGAAAUACUUGUUAUCUGAACAGCACUCUUCAGGCAUUGUUUCAUGUUCCAGCUCUCGUCAAUUGGUUGCUGUCUGAUCCACAUCAUAAUUCCAAGUGUGAGCAAAACAUUUUAGAUGGCGGUGGAGAAUGCCUUACAUGUGCAGUAGCCAAGACUCUGCAGUUCAGUCAUCAAAAGUCUGGUGGUGCAAUCAAACCGUUUUAUGUGUAUAAUAAACUAAAGCUCAUUUGCCGAACUAUGGUGCCUGGACAACAAGAAGAUGCUCAUGAAUUUUUACGCUAUUUAUUGGAAGGAAUGGAACGCGCGUAUUUGACUAAGCAUAAAGCAACUAAGUUGGAUAACUAUUCUAAGGAAACGACACCUAUUAAUCAAAUAUUUGGUGGAUAUAUACGUACUGAAGUAAAGUGCCUGCAAUGUCAACAUGUUUCUACCACGUUUCAACACUUUCAAGAUUUGCUUGUGGAUAUACGCAAGGCGAAUACACUGGACGAAGCAUUAAAUAGUUACUUCAGUAGAGAACAAUUGGAUAACAAUGACUAUAAAUGUGAAGCCUGCAAGAGAAGAGUUCCUGCUACCAAACAAUUUACUCUGGAACGUCCGCCAAAAGUGUUGUGUGUACAGUUAAAACGAUUUAGCUAUUUAGGAGGAAAAAUAUCUAGACACAUCGGUUUUAAACAGACUAUAGAUAUGGGCCAAUAUUUGUGGAGGGAACCGGGCGAAUCUCCCAAACAGUUAACUUAUAAACUUAUGUCAAUGGUAACGCACAUGGGCCCGUCUGUAAACUGUGGCCACUAUACGGCGAUUGCACAAGUAUCGAGCGGUCAAUAUUAUUCCUUCGACGAUUCUUGCGUUCGUCCAAUAAGCCUUAAUAAUGUAUUAAGUACAAAUGCGUAUAUUAUGAUUUUCGAAAUGGAAAAUGAUAGUCAAACUCAACAAACCGCGAAAAUGAAUGGCACAACAUCGGCAAAGAAUAUGCCGACUUCGCUUUCCAAUUCUACAAAUAAGUCUUCUGUAUCCAAAGCCUUGAUAUCCGCUGGAUGUUUUGCAAACGGAUCAUCAAGCGGAUUACCAAAUGACUUCGGUAAUACAAGUAAACCAACGUUAAUCGGUCCGCAACUCCCACCACAAAGAAAUAUAGAAUUAAAUCUUCCUGUACAAAAAUCCAAUGAAUCUGUUAGUACACAAUUGCCACAGAAAACGCAGGAUAAAUCGCAACCAAGGUUAGUUGUGCACAUUAAAAACGGAAAGGUUCUGAAUGGAAACAGUUUAGUGCCCUAUGAUGGUUCCAGUGAGGAAGAAGAUUGUUCCUCUGGGACAGGGACUUCAAAAAGUCAAAUAUCAAAUACUGCAUCUCGAAUUAAUAUCACGAACGGUGUGCCAAAAUGCCUUGCGAAAGAUGUAAAAACAGUCUCCAAUUCUAAAGAGUUGCAAAAAACUAAUUCCAAGAGCAAUACUGUCGGCGUAUCAACAAUGGCGACGACGCAAGUUACAAUUGUAGAUUGUACAAAAAUGCAAAAUGGAUCCAACAAUAACGGCCGGAUAAAUAUGCUGAAACAUCAAAAUGGAAAAAUUGAAACAAAUGGUCAGUCUGAGCAGCGCGAUAAAGAUAAAUGCCGCCAGACUAUCAGAAAAAAUGGACAAGAAGAAAUCAUAUCUACGAAGGCUACAACUAGCAACGUUAAAAACUGGCAAGUCAAGGAUACAACUCGUAUUCUCAGUGGGUCUACUAAUGGAUGGUCAUAUACUGACAAUAGAGAGGAUACUAAAUCAAAUCAAAGUAAUACGACACCGAGUGCCGCGGCUGUGCGAAAUUUUAACGGUACCAAUGAUUCGGACACUGUUUCACAUUUAUUAAAAAUGUCACAUCGCGGAUAUGGCAGUUCCUCAGUAAUGAAUUGGAACGGCAAUAGAACACAGAUCGUCCGCGAUGUUGAUAAUGACAGACGAGAAGAACGUAAACGUCAUUUUAACACUGACGAUGAGGAAAUAGAUAAAGGCCGGACAAAGAAGAUUAAGGACCACACGAAUCGUCGGUCAUACGAAGAGAGAUCCAGUACAAGCUACAAGUCAUUCCAUAAAUGGAAUCGACCAGUUAAUGGUUAUCAUCAUCAUAAUCAUCAUCAUCAUCAUCAUCAUCAUCAUCAUCAUCAUCGAAGAUAUCCUUAUAAUACUUCUUACGCGCGGCCACGGCACGGAAACAAUUAUAGACCGCCACAUUAUAGACAUCACUCUUAUAGAUAUCUAUAGAUAUCAGUAAUGCUCACUCUCGCUGCCAUUAGCAAUGUGAAUGACCGGCAGAGAUAUGUAAACGGAGAACGAUUUUUAGGAGCUAUAUCGACAAUUCAGAAAUCGACCUGUUUUAACAGACUGUGUGAUUAUACACUGAUUGAUUUUCAUUUGUAAAAUAGUUAUCGUUUUUCAAUGCAAGUGAAUUUGGAAGUAAACUGUUGGAUGCUGACAGUUGAUGCGUUCAUUCAAAUCUCAUGAUGACUCAUUUAUGGUGAUUCAUUUAAAAAAACAAUGCAUGUUCCUGACAAACUCGUCGUGGCAUUUUUUGCCUCUUGUAUAAGUUUGGUAUACAUGUAUAUCGAAUGAAUCGAUUCAUGGGGGACGAGUAUCAUCAACUAUACAUACCAUUUUGUGUUCAAUAUAAAUUAUUAUAGAAAAUUAUAAUUUUCUUCAAAAGUAAUAACUUUCAAAAGUAAUAAAUGAGCAAAAUAAGAUGUUAGAUUAACAGUAAAUUAAUAUAUAUUUGAGAUUCAGCCUCAAUAAAAUUGCACACACAAAAUAUAUUAAAACAUUUCGACUCACAAUCUUCUUUAGUUACAAUAAGAAAUUAUCCUAGCAUUCUAAUCGUAAAUAAAAGUCAAUGGAAACUUAAUGUCAUAAUUGUACCGCAACACACCGAAGUAUUGGUAUACCAUGUCCAUAAAAAGUCAAGAUAUCAAAAAUUAUAACCCUUGUUUAACAGCGAAAAUCACAUUAAAUCCAUCAGAAUGAAAUCAAUGAUAUAAAAUAAUCUAGAUCGAGAUAUAUUAAAAAUUGUGUAAAAAAAAAGAAUUUAUACAGAGUGUCCCAUUUUAAUAUCCCACCUCAAAUAACUUUAUUUUUUAUUUUAGAAAAAAAAAUGUUUCAAACGAAAGUCCGUCGGUCGGACACCUUGCCAGUGGUGCUGUUACUUGCAAGCCUUAUAACUCGAAAAGUUAAAUGAACUUAAUUACAGUGUUUGGAAAGCUCUCGAGAUGAUCUACAAGAAUGUGCAAUAAAAAGUAGGGGGUUCCAUUUAAGAAAUUAAAGAUAGCCACGUGACCUUCAAGGUCAAACUAAUGAUACCAUCUUAUAUCCCCCUCAAAGUUAUAUAAUUUUUGUCUGAAAUAUUUUUUUUCUAAAAUCAAAAAUAAAGUUAUUUGAAGAAGGGCAUUAAAAUGGGACAUCCUAUAUCAUCCUAUAUCAGUAGUCAUGUAACUUAUAGUCACUUACAGGUGUGAAACAUUUGACACAUAACUGUCUGGCAAUGAUAUUGGUGUUAUCGCUCUUAUCGAAAUCCUGAGAUGACCUGAGGUCAACGAGCAAUAACAUUAUAUAUGACAGGUACUCUUCCCCCCUGUGAGAAGCAAUGUUAAGGGAGAUAGUCAUUCUACGAAAACGACUAGAGUUAUAAUAAUGUUUGUUGGGGCGUUUCGAAAUAAAAGGCGCAGAUUAGCAAUUAGUACGUUUGAUGGCAGUGUCGCGCUACUUUUUGUUACUAUAAAUUACAAUAGCACAUACUCCUCUAUCAGUAAACGCGAAUUUAAAUAUGAAUUUAAAUAUGUUUCUACUGCAAUUAUUAAAAUAAUUGUGUAUAACUAAAUA